UUAGCGGCUCGAUUUCUGUUUUUCAUCACACAACCUCCUCCUCCUCCUUCAGUCAGAUGAAACCAGCGGAGAUAAGCAGAUCUCCGGCCGCCAGCCAAAAAAGUGAAAGACUCCGGAGACAGUUUCCCACGGCGUCACAAAAAGUGAAAGUCCAAAAAGUCUCCGUGAUUGCCGUGCUGGUUUCCAUUUUAAAAAUUUAGGGUUCUCCGACCCACGUCGGACACGACCAUGGCGCUGCCGUGGCCGUUCCGUGUUUUUAUUUGGUUCUGCACCGUGGUGUCCGUUAGUUUGGCGCAUAAAAAUGUUCUCUUUUUGCUGGCCGACGACGGUGGCUUCGAGAUGGGAGCCUACCGGAACCGGAUCGUGCAGACGCCGUACCUGGACGCGCUCGCCAAGCAGAGUUUGAUCUUCAACAAUGCUUACGCCUCGGUCAGCAGCUGUUCGCCGUCGCGGGCGUCGAUUCUGACCGGGAUGCCGGAGCACCAGAACGGGAUGUACGGCCUGCACAACGGAGUGCACAAUUUUGACGCGCUGGGACGGGUUCGCAGUAUUUCGACGAUUCUCGGUGAAGCCGGUGUGCGUACUGGGUUGAUCGGCAAGAAGCACGUUGGCCCGGGCGAGGUUUUCAAGUUUGACUAUGAGAGAACUGAGGAGCAGUUCUCGGUGAAUCAGGUUGGACGAAAUAUAACCAACAUUAAACUGUUGGUGAGGGAGUUUUUGAAGGACGCCAAGGACAAUCCGUUCUUUUUGAUGGUUUCGUUCCACGACCCGCACCGAUGCGGUCACAUUACGCCUCAGUACGGGUCGUUCUGUGAACGGUGGGGUUCCGGAGAGGAGGGAAUGGGACUGAUCCCGGAUUGGCACCCAAUUUACUACGUUUGGGACGAGUUGAUUCUGCCGUAUUAUGUGCCGGAUACGGAACCUGCUCGGAGGGACGUCGCCGCCCAGUACACAACCAUCUCCAGAUUGGAUCAAGGCAUUGGACUGGUUCUACAGGAACUGAAGAACGCUGGUUUGGAGCAGGAUACGCUCGUAGUUUACACUUCGGACAACGGUCCACCGCUCCCUGCUGCCAGAACCAACCUGUACGACCCCGGCAUGGCCGAACCAAUGUUCAUCCGAUCCCCCGACCCAAAGAGUCGCCGCAACGAAGUGACCUACUCCAUGACCAGCCACCUGGACCUGGUUCCAACCUUCCUGGACUGGUUCAACCUGUCCUACCCAGAAUCCAACCCCCCAAACCCUCUCACCGGCAAAUCCCUCCUCCCCUUGCUCUACACCGAACCCCCGGUCGACCCCGAUCACGUCGUGUUCGCGUCCCAGUCCUACCACGAGAUCACGAUGGCCUACCCGAUGCGGGCCGUCCGCACCAAGCGCUACAAACUGAUCCACAACCUCAACUACCAGCUGCCGUUCCCGAUCGAUCAGGACUUUUUCGUGUCGCCCACCUUCCAAGACAUGCUGAACCGGACGCGCCAGGGCCAGGAUCUGCGCUGGUACAAGUCGUUGCGCCAGUACUACCAACGGCCCGAGUGGGAGCUGUACGACCUGAAGCUGGAUCCGGCCGAGCGGAAAAACGUCCACGGGAAGCCCGUCGUGAAGGAGGUGUUUGAGCGGCUGCGGGUGCGGCUGGCCAAGUGGCAGGAAGCGACGGAGGAUCCGUUCCGGUGUAUGCCGGGCGGGGUGCUGCUGGAUACCGGUGAGUUUGAGAACAAUGCGACCUGCUUUAGUUUGGGCCAGUGAGGCGUGAAGAAUACUCAAGAAUUUGUACCUCUAUUUUGCAUGUUAGUUUUAGCUGAAUUUAUUAGAGUUUAGGUGUUGGAAUCUGUUGAAAUUUUUAAAUGAUUUUAUAAACUUUGGAU
Culex pipiens pallens (northern house mosquito) is the source of this 1862-nucleotide messenger RNA. RefSeq names its product N-sulphoglucosamine sulphohydrolase (gene Sgsh). Gene Ontology annotation, molecular function: N-sulfoglucosamine sulfohydrolase activity. The record is from RefSeq and is a predicted model, not a curated record. NCBI's taxonomy places the organism in Eukaryota, Metazoa, Arthropoda, Insecta, Diptera, Culicidae. Gene Ontology annotation, biological process: glycosaminoglycan catabolic process; heparan sulfate proteoglycan catabolic process. The coding region runs from base 229 to 1743 and encodes 504 amino acids. The transcript has 2 exons.